Bombus pascuorum is the source of this 2554-nucleotide messenger RNA. RefSeq names its product synaptic vesicle glycoprotein 2B. Gene Ontology annotation, molecular function: transmembrane transporter activity. Gene Ontology annotation, cellular component: membrane. Bases 436 to 2088 code for a protein of 550 amino acids. The record is from RefSeq and is a predicted model, not a curated record. NCBI's taxonomy places the organism in Eukaryota, Metazoa, Arthropoda, Insecta, Hymenoptera, Apidae. Gene Ontology annotation, biological process: transmembrane transport. The transcript is spliced from 10 exons.
GUUGGCAGUUGUACUAACAGAUUGACAGACGUACUCGUCGCGAACUGACCCCUUCGUAGUGAUUUAGUUAUCUCUCUAUCGACGCCUCGCCAACUCCUAUAACUUGGAUCGUAAUAAAAAGAAAGAGGAAAAAAAGUGUUACCGGAAGUGUUGUAUCAAAAGGUAACGCGAAUUCUACGCUGAAUGAGCUCCUGCCGGUUUGAAAUCGUCUCGAGACGAGAUAUUAUGAUUAGCUCACAAGUGAGCGUAGAACCUAGCCCCGCCGACGAGCAGCAGCAGAUCAGCACAGAUUCAGCAGAAAGACUUCGCCGAGAUCCAGCAGCCCGCAAAAACAAGAUCAGUCUAAUAUCGAACGAAGCCCAUCGUCGAGCACGAAGAUUUCUCAUCUAACUCUAUUACAAAGCCAAAUUCACCCAACUGCGCCGACAUCGUAGAAUGGUAGAGAGUGAACUUAAUUCAAAGCACAAUCAUAAGUGUGAUGUAAAAGACGAGCGGCUAAACGGCUGUGGCUCUAAGGAUCUCGAACUUGCCCGUAUUGGAACAACGGGCAAGACCCUAGAUCCAGAGAAAGGAUCCAUCGUUAAAGCAGACUUUGAGAAGGCCAUUGAACUUACCGACUAUGGCAAAUUUCACUACUUCCUCCUCACGGUGUGCGGCUUCGUCAGCACCAGCGAGGAGAUGGACGUAAUCUCUAUGUCCUUCAUUCUACCUAGUGCACAAUGUGACCUAAAGCUCGAUACCCAAGCCAAGGGAUGGCUCAAUUCGAUCAUCUUUAUCGGUAUGAUGGCGGGUGCUUACGCCUGGGGCUCCGUAGCGGAUGCCUUAGGUCGUCGAAAGGUUCUCAUCGCCAUCUCCUUCACGAAUGCCCUUUGCAUCGUUGCCUCCAGCUUCAGCCAGUCCUAUGAACUUUUCAUGUUCUUCCGUUUCUUAAAUGGCGCUGCACUUGGUGGCAGCGGACCUGUGAUCUGGUCAUAUUUCGCUGAAUUUCAACCAAAGGCAAAACGAGGCUCCAUGCUGUCCUUCAUGGCUGCAUUCUGGACACUUGGAAACCUCUUUGUUGCUGGUUUAGCAUGGUCGAUCAUCCCUAACGACAUCGGUAUCGUAAGCUCAUCGUUCACGUACAAUUCUUGGCGAAUCUUCCUGCUGAUCUGCGCUGCUCCAUCGUUUAUCGUCGCGGGGCUACUCCUGCUGCUCCCUGAAUCCCCCAAAUACCUCUUGUCCUGCGGAAGAUACGAAGAAGCACUCGAUAUUUUCCGUGGGAUCUAUGCCAUUAACACUGGCAAACCGCGUGAUAGUUACACGGUAAAGGAAUUAAUUUUGGAUGACUUCCAAGAACCGGAACCGAAGAAGAAUACCGUCGAAAAAAACAAAUAUAAAACAAUGCUCGCUGACAUCGUAGACAACAGCAAACAACUGUUCGUCUCACCGAUACUUCGUUUCACCGUAAUAUCGAUCAUCAUCAAUUUCACUUUUCACAUCGGUUAUUACGGUCUCAUGAUGUGGUUUCCGGAAUUAUUCAAUCGUUUCGACGAAUUCCAUCGUGAUCAUCCUGAUGAAGUUGCUUCGAUAUGUCAAGUGACCGAAUAUGUAGUUCAAAAAGGUUCUCAAAGUAUCGAGAAUUAUUGCUUGGAUAAAAUUGGCGCUUCCGUUUUUAUGGAAUCGUUGAUUACCGUUGCAUCCGCCAUACCCGCAAAUAUCGUCGCUGUUUUAGGAAUGGAUCGUCUUGGUCGUAAAUUCUUUUUAGUGUUCAGUACAUUUUCAUCAGGACUCUGUUCAAUCGGACUGUAUUUCGUAUACAACAAGCACCAUAAUCUGAUCGUUUCGGCAAUCUUUAGCGGUGUGAUAAGCUGCGGAAACGCAGCCUUAGACUGUCUAAUAACCGAAGUUUUCCCGACGCCACUUCGCGCUACAGGAAUUGCUAUUUCCAUGGUCGCGGCACGUCUCGGUGGAAUUAUUGGUAACAUCGUGAUAGCUCAACUUCUGGACAUGUAUUGUCCAGCACCAACUUUUAUCGUUGCUGCUCUUCUAAUAGGUGGAGGAUUAUUGUGCUUAUUCUUACCAAACACAACACGAGAACCACUUUCUUGACACCAGUGGAAAGUUACAUCAGACCAAUUAAAUCAAUGUACAAUCAUACACGUACCCUUCCAAUUGCUAAACUUACCAUAUUUCAAAACAACACAUUGUAUGUUCAUGCAUUUGUUCGCAUUUACUCAUGAAACGAUUCAUUGUAAACAACGUAUGUCGUGACGAUUGAGCAUCACAUUCCUAUUUUACAUAUCAAUCUCGAAUGAUAAUAAACAAAGUUGUAUUAACAAUUAGAAUUCGUAGUAGAUAGUAGAGGAUAUGUUUUUCAAGAAUAAAUGAAACACGAAUGCACAAUUUCCUACAGUAUCUUUCUUUGUAGAAAAACAAAGAUAUAUUAUUUCUAUUAUAUGUUCAAAUAUUAGAAAUAUCGUGACACUCUAAUCGUGUGUGAAUUUUGUGUAUUGUUCGCUAAACGUGAAAUGUAGAUACAGCAUUUACGCUGAUAAUUCAUGUGGUGUUUGUAAAA